Heterostelium album PN500 is the source of this 732-nucleotide messenger RNA. RefSeq names its product discoidin I (gene dscC-2). Gene Ontology annotation, biological process: cell adhesion. The transcript has 2 exons. Gene Ontology annotation, molecular function: carbohydrate binding. The record is from RefSeq and is a predicted model, not a curated record. NCBI's taxonomy places the organism in Eukaryota, Evosea, Eumycetozoa, Acytosteliales, Acytosteliaceae. The coding region runs from base 1 to 732 and encodes 243 amino acids.
AUGUCACAAGAGAUUAGUGGUAAUACCUAUGGUAAUUUAAAUGUUAGAUCAAGUUCUAACUGGGGACCAGGAACCAGUGUUGAAUUUUCUACUCUUGACUACAAUAAGGGAAAUGAUACUGCCGGUAUUGCUUCUGCCAGUUGGUGUGCCAGAGUCAACGAUACUAACCAAUGGGUCUCGUUGAGUGCCCUAGAACCAGUCGAGUUUGUCGGUGUCAAGACACAAGGACGUGGCGAUAACUAUGAUCAAUGGGUUACUAGCUACAGAAUUCGUUACACUCUUGAUGGAGCCACUUGGUUCGACGGUCCAACUUUCAAUGGUAACACCGAUAAGACAACUAUUGUUACCAACCGUUUCGCAACUCCAAUUGUUGCACGUACCAUUGCUAUCCAUCCAUUGACCUGGAACACCCACAUCUCAAUGAGAUUCGAUGCUAUUUUCAAGACAAUUGCUCGUGUCCAAGUUGGAACUGUUACCCAUUCUACUCCAAUAUCAUCGGAAGUAACCUAUCAAAUUGCAUUCCCACAAGCCUACCCAGUCGGUGUCAUUCCCCAAAUUAUCACUCAAAUCCAACAAGUAGAUACCAAUAAUAAUCAUUGUCUGAGUGUAUUUGUUGGUUCCAGAAACAUUACCAACACUGGUUUCUCUUUUGUAUUCCAAGGAAACGCUAACAGUCUAAUUAAUAGCAUUACCGGUACUUGGACUGCAGUGGCCGGACCAACUUACUUUUAA